Molecule: messenger RNA, 939 nt
Organism: Xylaria bambusicola
Lineage: Eukaryota; Fungi; Ascomycota; Sordariomycetes; Xylariales; Xylariaceae
Exons: 4
Coding region: 1-939 (312 amino acids)
Source: RefSeq, a predicted model, not a curated record
AUGACUGCGUAUUCGAAUACCUUUGCAAGUGCGCUUCCGCAUAACGCACUGGGGAGAGCCGAUCUUAUCGUCGAGACGGUAUUCCUCACUAUCGCCUUCCUUUGCACUAGCGUUAGGCUUUGGUCGCGGCGACUGAAUAAAACCCAGCUCCAAGCUAAUGACUAUCUGGUUCUUACGGCUCUGGUUAUCGCAACUGCCCGAUAUGCCUUGAUGGUUGUUCUCGUUGUGAAGUGUGGCCUAGGGCUCCAUAUCAACGAAGUAGACAGCAUUGGUGGUCCGGACACAAUUGUCAUCUUCCACAAGCUUAUCUAUGCGACCGAUCUGAUGUGGAUUACCCUCGUCGUCUUGAUCAAGGUGUCGAUACUGCACUUCUAUAGCGUCACCUUUCCCGUGGAGUGGUUCCGCUAUCUGGUAUACGGAGUCAUGGCCUUUGCCAUUGCUUUCUGGGUCGCGGCUUUUUUCAGUCAGGUUUUCUUCUGCAUACCGCCUCAGAAGUUAUGGCUCCCGAACAUACCUGGACACUGUAGUAAUAUGGUCACGAACAAAACGGCAGUGGCGUCGAUAGACCUCGGUAUUGAUAUUGUCGUGAUCGCGCUUCCCAUGCCUCUCCUCUGGAGACUGAAUCUAGCCACGGCAAAAAAGAUUUCUCUGACAUUCAUUUUUGGACUGGGAUUUAUAAUUAUCAUCUUCACCUCUGUCCGCCUUCAUUUCAUCUCCGAACUCGACUCCCCUGACAUAACGUAUGAAUUCCUAGAAAUCGGCAUAACUACGUCGCUUGUUCCAUUAUUAGGCGUCCUUACUGCGAACCUACCUAUCUCUUACCCAGUCUUCAAAAGGGUAUUCCUCAUCCCAUCACCACAGUCAAGCCGUGCGGCCGACCCCGACAACUUCCAUAGGUUAAGAGAAGAAGAGUAUCGUCUCACUAAUAUAGAGAGUUAG